Molecule: messenger RNA, 923 nt
Organism: Macrosteles quadrilineatus (aster leafhopper)
Lineage: Eukaryota; Metazoa; Arthropoda; Insecta; Hemiptera; Cicadellidae
Product: nuclear transcription factor Y subunit beta-like
Exons: 3
Coding region: 84-848 (254 amino acids)
Source: RefSeq, a predicted model, not a curated record
CGUGGUUGUCACUUCUGAGAUCAUUAGCUGUCAAAGAUUGUAGGUAUAAGAGGCAACAUGUGGCAACUGGGGGACAGUCAGUCAUGGAUUCCCGUACUUUGGCCUUCACUCUGCUCUUGGUUGGGUUGGUUGUGGCCCCUCCCCCUGGACCAAAGGGCAAACCUCCUGGACCCGCCCACUCACAAAGCUCUAAAGGACCCUACGAUGAGGAUGCUGAACCAAGCCAGGAGCAGGACCAAGAACAAUACGCCUCAGAAUACUUUCCUGAAGGUCAAACUCAAGGAUUCCAAAACCCACAAAACUAUCCGGCGCAAGGCUCUUAUCAAGGAUCUUUCAAUCCUCAAGAAGGCUUCGACAGCCAGGUGUCUGUAGGCUACCAAUCACCGGACUCUCAACAGAACCAAUUCCUUCUACAGCAGCAGUUCAAGCCUCAGCAGCAGUUCAAGCCUCAGCAACAACAGCAGCAGUUCAACCCCCAGCAGCAAGCGUACUUCCAGCAACAACAGCAGAGUGCCAAGCCUUACCAACUACAGCAGCCAAGCUACGGCUACAUGCCUCAGACUAGUAUGGGAUACUUGCCCAGCAUGUACAACCCAAUGCCCAUGAUGAUCUCCCCUCAUGACUUCACACCCUCCUUCCCCAGUUUCCAAGGUUUUCCAAUGUCUGUCGGAGGUUACGGAGUGCCUCAGAUGUCCAACCAACCUUCCUUCCAACAAGGAGCUCAGGGCUACCUCACAGGACAGCCCCAAGGACAAGUUGAAGGUCAGGUGAAGUUUUCAGCCCCGAAACCUCAACGAAAAGGAAAGAAGCCCAAGCCAAGCCAAGCCCAAGAAGCUGUCCCUAUUUAAAAUUAUAGAGAGUUCUACGCUCAACAGUAGUUUACAAAUAUGAUAAGAUAUUAAACAUUUUACUAAACAUUUUAA